Molecule: messenger RNA, 885 nt
Organism: Engraulis encrasicolus (European anchovy)
Lineage: Eukaryota; Metazoa; Chordata; Actinopteri; Clupeiformes; Engraulidae
Gene: tmem208
Product: transmembrane protein 208
Exons: 6
Coding region: 181-705 (174 amino acids)
Biological process (GO): vacuolar protein processing
Cellular component (GO): intracellular membrane-bounded organelle
Source: RefSeq, a predicted model, not a curated record
CGCUGCACACGUCAUUCACAAACGCUGAUGUGUUACUUCUCAAAAGGAUUGCAUGGUGAACUUUAUGCUUGAAUUUAGCUACAGUAUUGAUUUCUAAUCAUGCAAUAACGGGAGCCGAUACAGUGGGGAUUGCUGAGACGGUUGAACGCGACAAGAAAGAAGCGGACAGAAGGCUAAAGCAUGGCGCCGAAAGGAAAGGUCGGUACUAAAGGCAAGAAACAAAUCUUCGAAGAAAACGAGGCAACUUUGAAGUUCUACACCCGCGUCAUUUUGGGAGCUAAUGCCAUAUAUGCAGCGAUAAACCUGCUCCUCUUCUACGGUUCUUCCUCUUUUUGGACAUGGUUCUUCCUGGUGUUCUCCAUGGUGGUGUAUGUAGUGAGUUAUCGCUCGAUGGCAGCCAUGGCUAAAGCAGCCUUCGCGGAGGACGGCAGCCUACUGGACGGAGGAAUAGACCUGAACAUGGAACAGGGCAUGGCAGAGCAUCUAAAGGAUGUGAUCCUCCUGACGGCCAUAGUCCAGGUGCUGAGCACUCUCUCCUCCUACUUCUGGUACAUCUGGCUCCUGGCCCCGGUGCGUGCUAUUCAGCUGUUGUGGGUAAACUUCCUGGGUCCCUGGUUCUCUGCCUCGUCGUCACCCGCGGCAACCGAGGAGGUGAACGAGAAGAAGCAGCGUCGUCAGGAGCGACGGCAGAUGAAGAAGUUCUGACCCCCGACCCCCACCUCUGACCUUUCACCUUUUAGACAUCUGUUUGUUUUCUUUUUUUUCUCCCGUUUUUUUAUAUUUUAUGUAAAGAACCACAAUGACCCACACAGCCUAUCAGGACAACGUAUUUAACUUAUUUCAGACAGCCGAUUGACACACAAACACACACACACACACACACAC